GGGGCGGCGCCCGGGCAUGGAGGCCGACGAGAGCCGGCGAGGGAAGGACCCGGCGGCGCUGAGCGGGGGCCACCUCUGCCACGUCUGCGGGUACCAGUACCCCAACGCGCACCCCAGCGCCAAGCUCCGCCGCAGCCACCGCAAGCACUGCGGCAAGGCGUCGCCGGCGCCGGCGGUGCCGGAGGCCGAGGAAGCCUUCGUGGGGGUGGCCGUUGGCGUGGGCGAGCGGGGAGAGGGCGGCGCCGGGGAGCGCAAUGCGGACGAGAGGACGGCGAUCGGUGGGGGAGGAGGAGGACAGCGAGAGGGGAUCGGCGCGAGCGAGGCGAAUGGAGGAGGCGCUGCGUUGCGCGGAUCUGCGGGAGGAGUUCACAGUUCGGCGGAGGACAAGGUGGCCCCAGCACAUGCUUCUCCUACUGGUGCUGGAGCUCAAGUCAUCACCACUGAAUUAAGUGAAAACAACCCCCUGAUUAGUUGUGGUGACAAUGAAAGUGCUUCUCCCGAAGAUGCUGGAACUCAAACCAUCACAAGUGAAUUAAGUGAAAAUGGCUUUGUCAAUUGCAGCAGAUAUUCUAUUGUAAAUGAAGGCGAUGGAACUGAAUCACAGAUUGCUUGCCCUAAUGGAAGUCAAACUAGAGUGGGACAUCCAGCUGAGCGAGAAGACAGUUUUGAUGAGUACCAGGAUGCAUCUCCGUUUCUUCAUCAAUCAGAUUCUGAAGAUGGUGUAGCACCAACUGCAGCACUUUCUACAGAAAUCAAUAAUUUGAAUAUUGUUUCAUCAGAAUCAAGUGUCUCUGCAAAUGAAACUUAUUUUGAAACAAAUGGAUUAUGCAAAGAUCACUUUCCUGGAGAAACCAAUAUGAGAGAUUUAACUUCUGACUCCAAAGUUGGAUAUGAUUUGGAGGAUGGAGCUCUUAGAUUGACUGAGCCUGAAGUAAACCUGAAGCUUGGGGGUCCAUAUGAACACACUAUGAAUGUAGGCAACACUUAUGCUGAUAUGGUUAACAGUAAAUCUGAUAAAACAUCUGGCCAAGGUGAUGUGAUUGGUAAUUCGAAUGCUUCAUCCCUUCAGGAAGUCCAUCCACUUAUUUUGGAACCAGAAUCAGAAUCUACAAGCUCAGAAAAGGUGCAAGGUUUUAUGGAAGAUAGAUCGCAUGUUUUGCAUACCAUGUCUGAAGCAUCAUCAAGACCAGUAGUAGGAUCAGAUAGUGAAACAAUAACCAAUCCUAGCACUGACACCAUGCCAAUUGGGAGUGACCUGAGGGUCGUUUGUACUGAUAAUACAUCCAAAGGUUCCUCCAUGGAGCUCCCCACACAGAACUGCACUGUUGCUGAUAUAUCAGAUGAUCGUCAGCCUGUUGAGAAUUCUUGCAAGAAAAGUUUAGAAUGUCCCGCAGCUGGUUUUCAGUAUGAUCUUCCUGUUACUAAUGUGGGUAAUAUUCCUAUUACUAAUGUGGGUGAUCUGGAAUUCACCUUUGAGGAGAAGCCACGACCAGAUAUUGUUGAUGAAAAUCUUUCUGUACAGAAGACUAAUGGAUUCACUAAAGAGGAAGUCUGCAACAAACAGAUUGACACUGAGAUCUGUACUGAAGAUCAAUUUUCUCCGAGUCAGAAACAUGACUGUUUACUAACAGAUCAAGCACUUUCUGUGAAGAAUCCAUUUAAUCUAGAUGAUGACAGGAAUGAUGAUUUGUUUGAACUUCCCACUGACAGUUGCUAUUUGGAGGUACCAAAUCCUGUUGAAUUGAGACAGCAAGUUGAUUCUACAUCCCUGAUGGUGGAUCAACCAACAGUCUCGAACCCAACUAGGAUGGCUGAAGCACAACAAUGCCAUAACUCAAAUGAACGCAUACUAUCCUCGUCAAGUGCUAUGGAAAAUGGUGAAGUAAUUUGCCCAGAAGGCAUGCCUGACAGCAGUAGUUCUGAACUUGUGAACAAGACUUGCUUGAAUGACCAUGGCCUUCAGGAAGAUGGACAAUCAAGUGGUGUCAUUUUGGUGCCAUCUCAUGCAACCUCUGUGGGGUUUAGUACAGUAUCUAUGCAGGAUAGCAGUGCGGUCCGUUCAGAAGUUGAAGAAAAUAUGCAAGCCAAAGAUGCUAGUGCAAAGGAGAUGACUGCAGUACGAAACAUAGAUGGUAUUGUAAUGGAACAGGCUACUAGUACUACUGCUAAUGAUGCAUAUGCAGCUAAUGUUGAAGAAAAGAAGGUGACUGAAGACAGCGCUGCUGAGAAUGAGGCACAACACUCAGAUCAUGUUGAGAAAGAGAAGCAGGCUGGCGGUACAGAGGUGAAUUCAGUACAGAGCAUGGGAAAUCUUGAAGAAAAUAAGCAGACUGAAGACACAAAUGCAAAGGAGAUGAACGCACAGUUCAGUGCUGAUGAUGUUGAAGACAAAACACAGACUGAUGACACCAGUGCAGAGAAGACGAAUGCAGCAGGAGGCACAGAGGAUUCUGAAGAAAAUAUGCUUGCUGAAGACAUUACCGCAAAGGAGAUGAUUACAGCACAAAGCACAGAUAAUGUCGAAGAGAAGCAGCAGCCAAACGGCAUAGUCAGCCAAGAAGGGAACAACGCCAAGCAGCACGAAGAGAUUGCCGCCCCAGGCAUGCGGCUGAAUUCAGGAAGAGCCCACGUCCCUCUGAAGGUCCUCCUUGCUGAGGCAAGCGCGGAGAAUCAAGUGAAGAAGCCCAGCACCAAGGAGCGGGUGCUGUCGUUCCGGCGCCGGGUGUCCAAGGAUGGCAACUCCUCGGCAAAAUCCGGGUCCCCCAAAUCCAGCUCCGACGACCAACACUGGAGCUCCCCUGCCAAGCUGCCCCGCAAGGAUGUCGGGAAGAGUUCGAAAGGGAGGAAGCAGCCGUGGAUGCCGUUCAUCUGCUGCCACUCCGUGCACUGAAGGCGCCGCCUUUCCUGAGAAACGGAAAUGUCGUUCGCGAACCGCGACCUUGAGUUAUAUUUGCCUUUGCCGAGAACUACACUUACGUGUGCUGCUGUAACUAACGCUGUCUCCGUCCCUGUGUAGAUAGUCUGUACAAUCAAGAUGGGUUUGAUA
Molecule: messenger RNA, 3046 nt
Organism: Panicum hallii
Lineage: Eukaryota; Viridiplantae; Streptophyta; Magnoliopsida; Poales; Poaceae
Exons: 4
Coding region: 17-2890 (957 amino acids)
Source: RefSeq, a predicted model, not a curated record